Messenger RNA from Tachysurus fulvidraco (yellow catfish), 2819 nucleotides. RefSeq names its product RAB3B, member RAS oncogene family (gene rab3b). Gene Ontology annotation, molecular function: GTPase activity; GTP binding. Gene Ontology annotation, cellular component: endosome; synaptic vesicle; plasma membrane. NCBI's taxonomy places the organism in Eukaryota, Metazoa, Chordata, Actinopteri, Siluriformes, Bagridae. The coding region runs from base 157 to 810 and encodes 217 amino acids. The record is from RefSeq and is a predicted model, not a curated record. Gene Ontology annotation, biological process: protein localization to plasma membrane; protein secretion; regulation of exocytosis. The transcript has 5 exons.
AACUUUCGAUUCGUUUGUACUUGCGAAUCGAUUCAUUAGACCUAUUAAAAAUAUUUCAGACAGAACCGAUUCACCCAAAACGGUUCGUCUCUGAUCAGUGCAAUCCGCCCCCACCUAGAAGGAAGGACGGAGGGAAGCAGCGCUCACACACUCGAGAUGGCAAAAGCAGAUCAGCGUUUCGGACAAAGAGAUGGCUCAGACCAGAACUUUGACUACAUGUUCAAGCUCCUCAUUAUCGGCAACAGCAGUGUGGGCAAAACCAGCUUUCUAUUCCGAUAUGCAGACGACUCUUUCAGCAACUCGUUUGUCAGCACCGUUGGGAUUGACUUUAAAGUAAAAACUGUCUACCGCAAUGACAAGAGGGUCAAACUCCAAAUCUGGGAUACAGCAGGUCAGGAGCGUUACAGGACCAUCACCACUGCUUACUAUAGAGGAGCAAUGGGCUUCAUUCUCAUGUAUGACAUCACCAAUGAGGAGUCGUUUAAUGCAGUACAAGAUUGGGCAACCCAGAUUAAGACCUACUCUUGGGACAAUGCUCAGGUUAUUUUAGUUGGAAAUAAAUGUGACAUGGCUGAUGAGAGAGUGAUACCUGUAGAGAAAGGCAAGCACUUGGCUGAUCAACUUGGCUUUGAAUACUACGAGGUGAGCGCCAAGGAAAAUAUCAACGUCAGACAGGUGUUUGAGCGUCUGGUGGAUAUCAUCUGCGUGAAGAUGUCUGAGCGAGUGGACGUAGACCCGUCCAUGGUCAGUGGAGCCAAGGCCACUCGGCUUAGUGACAAGCCGACGCAGCUACCUCAGAAUUGCUGCUGAUUUAGCCUGUUUACACUGCUGUCACAUGCUAGACUAUUGUGCUGAUCCUGUCUUUUCAUCUGCUUUCCAUUUCCGUCAUUUCAUCCAGUUUAGUUUUUUUAUUCCUUACAUGUAGUUUACUGUUACUACUAUAACGUCACUUUAAGCACACCUCUAACUAAGGGUCAGAGUGAGGGACUCUCUCAAUGCAGGGACUCCACCAAAGCACAAAAAAGCACAUGCUCACUGCCAGACACAUAUACAGACACACAUAUCUCACAUGACUAAAUCAGACCUCAAAGGUGCUUAAAGAUCACCUAACACAAUCUCUUUGCUUCGUUUCUUCAACUGUUGCUCAGUAAAAGACCAAAAUGUGACCUAGACUCACACAAUUGCAGAGUGGCCAUAACAGUCAAAUAUUAUGCACAAUAAUAGUCUGUGGUUUCAGGGUGGUUUUGAUGUUUUGUUUUUCUUUUUUAACCUUUGUAGAAACACAGGCUGGUGGGUUCUUAUAAAUUUAUUUCACUGCCAAAAGUCAAGAGCACAAAGUUUUGAAAAAAAAUCACUCACCUUACACCAGGAGAUUGUGAGGUUGAAUCUGCAUACCAUGCCACAGCGAUUCAUGAUCGAGAAUCUGACCAACCAUAAAUGACCAUCUCAUUAGCAACUGUGAGCAUCUGUGACGGGCCAGAACACGCAAAUACCACUUUCCUCCUAAUAUGUUCCGCUGCCAUGUGACAAUACAUGAGCAGUAGUUAAAAAAAUGUCUCAGAGAAAGCACUUGCAAGUUUUCAUCCUAAUUAUGUUAAAAACAAAUCACAUUCAGAAAACGUGAAUGAAUUUCAUCCUGGUCACUUUCAAACAUAAUUACGGUCAUAUGUCUUCAUUGCCUGUGAGCAUUUAUUGUUCUUGAUACUGAUAAUUGACCACUCCAACUGCCCAUCGUCAGCAGUUUUGUAUCAGAAUUGGAGGAGCUUAUAUGUAGAUAUCCUCCAACUAUUAGAUUGUAGGGAGGCUGAAACCCAUUCUGAUUGGCUGAUGACUUUUAGUAGUGUUGUACCAAAGCAUGAAAAAGGAAAUCUAAACAAAUGAGCACAGUAUAUGUGAGAAGGAUGAAUUUAACUUGUCCAUGUACAAAUGUAUUGUAUGAGAGUUAGGUUAACUCAUUAUGUAUCUAGAGCUAACACCUCCUAAAGCUAGCGUGCUCUACAUUUUUUGGCAAUACAAUAACACCAUAGGUUCCUUUGAAUACCUAUAAUGGGCACAAUAAAAUGUGUGGUUUUGGACAUAUGGAGCACUUUGCAAAUGUUCAAUAUAUCAUGAUAGAUCAAAGGUAGUUUAGUACAUGCAUGAAUCAAGCUGAUUAGCCUACAAGUAGUUUUACGAAACAAAAAUCAAAUCCCUACAUGAUCUCUUGCAUAAAAGUGAGUAUUUUUUUGUGUGGACUGUAUAACUAUAUAUUUGAAUGUUUUGUGUGUGUGUGUGUGCGCGCGCGCGCGCGUGUGUGUGUAUGCGUGUGUGCGUACUGACCAUAUUGAGCCGUAAAGUGAAAUUCAGGUCAUUACUGCACAUACUUAUGCUUCAUCUACAGUGACAACACAUUAAAAUAUAUUUAGAGAUGCCAGUAUAAGUGUAUUGUAAAACUUGUGCCACGACUGAUUUAUAUUUCAGAAACGUAGCAGAUCCUUGUGGAGUUCUACAUGUAUCACAUACACUGAGUUUUCAAAUGAGUGAUGUAAGCAUUUAUGAAUAAAGUUUUAUGUAACUACUUUGAAAUUAAUUUUACAUGAGAUAUUUAUAAUUAAGAUGUUGUAAGCUAUCAAGCUGGUCUUUGCUGAGUAGAUAUUUAUUUUUAUGCUCUAAUUGAAGCUGGGAACAUAUAGAUGUACUGUAACUUUGCCAGUCAGUCUGUCAGUAAUUUUUUUUUUUCUGGUAGAAAAAUUUGCACAAGGAUAUAGAGUGAAUGUACAGAUCAUUGUAAAAGUUGAUUUUAGAUGCACUUUGUAACAAUAAAAGUACCACUCUCACCA